AUGUCCACCGCGUAUCGAAAUGGCUCACACGCUAGCAGCCCAAUCCAGAAUGUGACCACCGCCACCGCCGCCACUGUUGCUGUUUCCAGUGACUCUGGGAGAAGCGGGAAAACGGAUUUGCAGUCUUCUCCUCUCUCUCAUACAGUAUCCACACAAAUGGCAUCUGCCGCUAGUACGCUUAUCUUUUAUCCAUUCGAUAUGCUUCGAGUGCGAUUCAUGUCGCAGGACGGCACGGUUCAGCGACAGCACAAUGGACAGACGUAUCACUCCAUCAGAAGGGCGUUGGCCACUAUAUACCGUGAGGAGGGGCCACGUGCUUUAUUCCGUGGUUGCCACGUGGCUGUCUUAGGCUCUGUGACCGCCUGGGGAAUAUACAUGUACACCUACCGCUCGCUUUGUUGUUCGGCAGAUGUGUCCUCUUUUUUAGGCCGGGCUGGAAUUUCCUUUCUGGCAAGUCUAUUCUCAACUGUUCUCACGUCACCGAUUUGGUUAAUAAAGACGCGGAUGCAGAUUGAGGAUGCAACGCAGUCGAGAAAGUACGUCACAUUUCGAAGUGGAUUCCGCCAAGUGGUGAGAACCACUGGAUUUCGCUCACUGUGGCGCGGGGUGUCGCUGCAAAUGACGCUUGUCCUCCCCAACGCACUUAACUACCCCAUGUACGACUUCUUCAAGGGAAUUACGCUGCAAGCCCGUUCGCGGCAGGCGGCAAAAGGGGGAGAUUUGAGCGUCCCUGAGACACUUGUGUGCUCCACCCUAACAAAGCUGAUCUUGGUGUUGUUGUCGCACCCCAUCAUGUUUCUGAAGGUUCGCCUGCAGGAUCAACGCUGGAACCUGGGCGAGGUCAAAUACACCAACGUCCGCCGCUCCGUCCUUCUUACCUUGAAGCGUGAGGGAGUACGCGGCAUGUUUCGGGGCUUGAACUCCUCGUUGCUUCACUCGCUCCCGCGUGGAGUCACGCAUUACUUGUUGUACGAAAGGGCAUUAGGGGUUCUCGAUGCGUACCUAUGA
Trypanosoma conorhini is the source of this 1008-nucleotide messenger RNA. RefSeq names its product mitochondrial carrier protein. Lineage: Eukaryota; Euglenozoa; Kinetoplastea; Trypanosomatida; Trypanosomatidae. The record is from RefSeq and is a predicted model, not a curated record. The transcript has a single exon. Gene Ontology annotation, molecular function: folic acid transmembrane transporter activity; FAD transmembrane transporter activity. The coding region runs from base 1 to 1008 and encodes 335 amino acids. Gene Ontology annotation, biological process: nucleotide transport; folate import into mitochondrion.